UGCUGUCAGCGACUUACUGUCAGAUAAAGUAAAGAUCGGGAGACAGCACGUUCGAGUCAAAGAGCUAGUAUAACAGCAGCUGAACUCGAGUGUACCGAAUUAACUGAACUGGACACUUGCUUUGACAGAUAUGUCUACGCCUAAAGUUGCGCUUGUCACGGGUUCCAACAAAGGCAUUGGCUUUGCAGUCGUGCGGGCGCUGUGUCUUCACUUUACUGGCGACGUGUAUCUUAGUGCGCGAGAUGUGGGCCGGGGAACGGCGGCAGUGGAGAGCCUGAGGACCGAGGGGUUGAACCCGUUCUUCCAGCAGCUCGACAUCACCGACCCAGUAAGCGUGCGUGCUGCCCGUGAUUUCUUUAAGGAUAAAUACGGUGGCUUGGAUGUCCUGAUUAACAACGCUGGGAUUGCUUUCAAAGUGGCUGACACCACACCCUUUGGAAUCCAAGCGGAGGUGACCCUCAAAACAAAUUUCUUUGCCACCCGUGAUAUGUGCAAUGAGUUUAUUCCCAUCAUCAAACCCGUUGGAAGAGUUGUGAAUGUCUCAAGUGUCAUGAGCUCCAUUGCCCUGAAGCAGUGCAGCCCAGAACUCCAGGCAAGGUUUCGUAGCGAUGACAUCACGGAGGAGGAGCUGGUGGGGCUGAUGGAGAGGUUCGUGCAGGAGGCCCAGAGAGGUGUACACACCCAGACAGGCUGGCCCAAUACGGCCUAUGGUGUAUCCAAAAUUGGCGUAACGGUGCUGUCUAGGAUCCAGGCCUGGAGGCUGCAGAAGGAGAGGCCAGUGGAUCAGAUCCUUCUCAACCCCUGCUGCCCAGGCUGGGUGAGGACUGACAUGGCAGGUCCCAGGGCCACCAAAUCCCCAGAUGAGGGUGCUGUAACCCCUGUCUACCUGGCCUUGCUGCCGGCCGGUGCUGAGGAGCCACAUGGACAGUUUGUGUCUGAGAAGCAGGUGCAGGCGUGGUGAGAGUCUCCACAGAGUAUGAUGUGUUGGCCAGCCACAGUUCCCUUGAGGAGAAAGUGACUUUCCUAUCAGUUAUCAGCACUAAAAUAUGUUAAUAUGUUUGUAUAAGUUGCACCAAAUGAAAUCAUUGUUUUCAUAAAAUUAGUGGAAAUUUGAAUCAUGGAACAACUAAUUUAAGAUCUUAGUCUCAAGAGUGUCUGCCAAGCAUUUUGAUCAUUUUCCCUAAAAAGCCACAAGUAACAGGUAUACAAAACUAAAACGCAAAACAACAAGGCAAACCAUGAAAAAUGUUGUAGAAAAUUUCUUAGUUAACCACACGGCACCUUCUACUUUUGGGGUAAUUCAGUAUAGAAGAUUUUAGUAUUCAUACUGUGUAAAAUCAUGGAAAACAGUCGCAGAAUGGUUUUUUUAAUGUAUAAAAUUGCUGGUGCAACUGUGUGCCUUCUGUAUAUUUGAA
Megalops cyprinoides (Indo-Pacific tarpon) is the source of this 1415-nucleotide messenger RNA. RefSeq names its product carbonyl reductase 1 (gene cbr1). The coding region runs from base 131 to 961 and encodes 276 amino acids. Gene Ontology annotation, molecular function: carbonyl reductase (NADPH) activity. The transcript has 4 exons. The record is from RefSeq and is a predicted model, not a curated record. NCBI's taxonomy places the organism in Eukaryota, Metazoa, Chordata, Actinopteri, Elopiformes, Megalopidae.